This is a messenger RNA of Phalaenopsis equestris, 803 nucleotides long. RefSeq names its product DNA-directed RNA polymerase 1A-like. NCBI's taxonomy places the organism in Eukaryota, Viridiplantae, Streptophyta, Magnoliopsida, Asparagales, Orchidaceae. Gene Ontology annotation, biological process: mitochondrial transcription. Gene Ontology annotation, molecular function: DNA-directed RNA polymerase activity; DNA binding. Gene Ontology annotation, cellular component: mitochondrial DNA-directed RNA polymerase complex. The record is from RefSeq and is a predicted model, not a curated record.
CGGUCCAACCUAGGGUUCUCUGCUGCGAGGAGAUCGACGGAAAGAUGUGGAUCCCUGAAGGCGGCGCCGUUGCAGUUGCCGAUGAUCUUUUGAUGGAGUUGGGUGCUGGACUUGAGCUAGCAACUUUUGCAGUACCACAUCCUUUUCUGCCAUUGGAUUAUAUGGAUAAUGUGGCAAAGAAUGUUGGUGCCAGAGAGCAAAUAAAAAGGAGAUUGAUAGAAAAAGGAAAAAUCACUGAUGAUAGGUUGCUCUUUCGUGUGUCUUGCUAUGCAGCUAAGGUCACUUUGAAUGCUUUGGGAGAGAUGUUUCAAGCUGUACGAAGCAUCAUGAAAUGGCAUGGUGAUUCUGCAAAGAUUAUUGCUUCAGUGAAUCGACCGGUAAGGUGGACUACUCCCCUUAGAUUGCCAGUUAUUCAGCCUUACAGAAAUUCUGAAAGACUUCUUAUAAGAGCCUCACUACAAGUCUUGGCUUUAAAAAGGAUGUUUUUGGCUGCAGCUAAGCAGCAAAAGACAGCUUUUCCUCCAAAUUUUGUUCGUUCUAUUGAUGGUUUUCAUAUGAUGAUGUCGGCUAUUUCCUGCAGAAAUUCUGGUUUAAAUUUCGCAGGGGUGCAAGAUUCUUUCUGGACGCAUGCAUGUGACGUGGACAGAAUGAAUCAAAUUCUAAAAGAACAGUUUGUGGAGCUUUACAACAUUCUCAUCCUCGAGAAUCUGCUUGAGAGUUUUGAGACAUCUUUUCCAACGUUAACUUCUCUUUCUCUGCCAAGGGGCGAUUUUGAACUUCAAAAAGUUCUCCAAUGUCCCUAG